AGCGUUUACAAGAACAACACACAAUUAAGAAAAGAAAAAAAAAGAUUAAAACUUCAUCUGCAGCUGAUGAUUGUAGAUGGUUCUUCCCCACUGCCUUUGAAGAGGAGAAGAUUCACUAAUAUCGAUUCCAUGGAGGCUGCAUCAGCUAAAGCUAAGCUUGAUGCUGCAAAAGAGAAAUUUAGACGAGACAUUCGUGUAUUUGAAACUGCAGGACCAUUGCCAACUCAAAAUGAAGUGCCCAACACUGAGGAGUCAGAUGACUUCUACGAGUUCACUGCAGAAGAUUAUCGUCGAGUGAUGGCAACUAAAAAGGAAGAUAAGUUCCUGAAGACACGAAAAAUUCGAGAAGCAGAAGAGGCAGCCCGAAGAUCAAGAAUAACAAAGGCUGUGAUAAGGGUUCGCUUUCCUGAUAACCAAACAUUAAAGGUCACAUUUCAUCCCUCAGAGAUGAUUCAGUGCUUGGUUGAUCUUAUCACCAAAGCGAUUGCCCGACUGGAUUUGCCUUUUUAUUUGUGUAAGUAUAUUUAAGUAUAAACACUUCGUUAUGUAAUACUAACUGUAUGUUGGUUGUGAAGCUAAUGAGUUGAAUUUUAUGCCCGUUAUCCUAAGAAGCAAAUAAAGGACAUGACACAGGAUUUUUUCUCUGCUGGUUUCAUUCCGGGUGCAAUUGUGUAUUUCUCUUAUGAUCUCCCAAAAGGUGACGAAGCUGCAGCUGCAGAUUCAGCAGCCUUCCUUUUAGAUGAUGUCAAGUCCUUGAAAGGUUUGGAGGUCAUUGCCGGUGCUGAGCAGCCAGCGCCGGUUCAAUCUGCCCCGGAAACUGCUGCAGGUGCCAGUACAGUUUCGUCCCCUGUUGUUCAAGCUAACAAGCCGAGUGAUAAAAAACCGGCCAAGCCAAAGUGGUUUAAAAUGUGAU
This is a messenger RNA of Hibiscus syriacus, 913 nucleotides long. Its product is annotated as plant UBX domain-containing protein 1-like. Bases 67 to 528 code for a protein of 153 amino acids. The transcript has 6 exons. The record is from RefSeq and is a predicted model, not a curated record. Gene Ontology annotation, biological process: protein-containing complex disassembly. Gene Ontology annotation, molecular function: ATPase binding. NCBI's taxonomy places the organism in Eukaryota, Viridiplantae, Streptophyta, Magnoliopsida, Malvales, Malvaceae.